This is a messenger RNA of Ostertagia ostertagi, 276 nucleotides long. The record is from the annotation of a GenBank genome assembly. NCBI's taxonomy places the organism in Eukaryota, Metazoa, Nematoda, Chromadorea, Rhabditida, Trichostrongylidae.
AUGGUACUAGCCAAAAUGAACACCUUUGCCCUGAAAAUUUGCCGUAGAAUCAGUCAAACCUUCAAAGAACCUUUAAAGAAGGAACCACGGAGAAAGUCGAAAGAUAGAAUGGAAGGGGAAGCACCCGCCGUUCUUAACCUGUGUGCAAAUGAAUUUCCUGCCGUCGAAGGUGGUGAUCCAAUUCGCAUGAAUGUAAUCACGUGGACGUCCAUUGAGAAUAACACGCGUCGUGUCCAGACACCGAACGUCGGUAUACCUGAGAAGACUGGUCUGUGA